AUGCUGCGCAAACAGUGUGACGCCUGGCGAUUUGAAACCCGCAUACGCCAAAAACUGUUCCCAUUGGGCGACCUAACCAGAUAUACGCAAAUCGUCUUCCACAGUUUCGAUAAGGACGGCGACGGUUUCGUCAGCUUCAGCGAUCUUCUGGAUGCCACAGCAUCGAUCAUGAACGGUAUGGUCGAUCAGCUCUCUUGGAUAUUUGGAUACAAACAUAAAUACUCUCUGGACCUACUUUUCAUCAAAUUCUACGAUUUUGAUGGAGACGGUUGUAUCACGAAGCGAGAAAUGUUCAUAAUAUUCGCGAUUUAUGAGAUGGUGCAGGACGCGCAGACCAUCCAGCCCGCAGUUAACAUCCAAGUGGACAAGUUCUUCAAGAAGACGGACAUAGACAGAGGCGGAAUAGUCACCAGGGAGGAAUUCAUAAGCGGUUGUAAAAAUGAUACCAUUAUAUACAACCAGUUGAGUUUAUUUAAUAAAAUUUGGUGACCAAAUGAAAACGUCCUUCAGAGAUUAACAAGCAAUUUAUCCACACACGCGUAAAGUCAUUAAAAUAUUUGUAAAA
This is a messenger RNA of Harpegnathos saltator (Jerdon's jumping ant), 565 nucleotides long. Its product is annotated as Kv channel-interacting protein 2-like. Gene Ontology annotation, molecular function: calcium ion binding. Bases 1 to 489 code for a protein of 162 amino acids. The record is from RefSeq and is a predicted model, not a curated record. NCBI's taxonomy places the organism in Eukaryota, Metazoa, Arthropoda, Insecta, Hymenoptera, Formicidae. The transcript is spliced from 3 exons.